UGGAAAUGUUGCUGGGUUUAGGUUUGUCAGUGAACAGGAAAAACUGGAAUUCUCCAGAGUACAAAAUAAGACUUUUGAAAGAACUGUAAGAUGGGUAAAUGGGAUAACUUCAGCUGAUAAGCUCAUGUUGAAAUGAGCUCAGAGCAUCUGCCAUGUAAGUCAGCCUCUGCUCCCGUCCACCCGUUACCAGCGCUCCAUGUGCACUUGGUUGCAGGUUAGUGAGAUUUUCGUAUAGACAAACCCAUGUCUAAAAAUGUGAUGCUUAAUACAAGUCAUAGGGAGGGCUGGUUUAGACUGACUGGCAAAAGGUCUAGCUUUUGCUUUGCUGUUUUUUAUAAAGCCUUGGUUAAAAUACGCAGUGACCUGCACUUCAAACUAAACAAAAUGAAGCAUUGAACAUAGUUUUGCGAGUGUUUUGUUCACAAUCUAGUCAAGACAAAGGUUUUAGCAAUAUCAGUUGAUAAUUGUAUAAAUGUCUGGGCUGCGUGCUUGCGUUAUACUCCAGUUGUUUGUACAGUUCAGUUAGUUAGAUAUAAUUUGAAUGGACAAGUUCCAUCUUGUCACACUUGCUGCUCAGAAAGCAAGUUCCAGUUUGCAGCUGAAAUAGGAGGAACUUUGUCAGUAGAGGCAAAGAUUAUGCAUACACAGUCUUAAUCUUCUGAUAAUGUGAGCAUGGAACCCCUUGGGAAAUACAAGGUACCACAGUAUUUAGCUAGCAACUGCAAAAAUACUGAAGUAUGUAGUGUUGUUGCAGCUGAUAAAUCUGAAACUUGAGGAACAGCUGCCAACCCCCCCCCUUUUUAGUGUAUGCAUGGAGUUCUGCACCUUACCGUGUUCUGUUUUUCUCUGCCAGAAAUCAGGAUCACUUCUUAACUAACAGCUGUAAGGAUAAAGUGGACUGCAUGGUGAGAUUUGGAGGUGAAGAAAUGAGCUACCGCUGCACUUCAACAACAGACACAGUCUGUGUCCCCUGUAAAGAUGAAUACUUCAGUAGUAAGCACAAUCUCGAGUUCUGCCAUGUUUGUACAGUCUGCAACACUAGAAAGGGGAGUGUGGAAGUGAAGAAGUGUGAGAAGACCUCUGACAGAAUUUGCAAGUGUGUGGCAGGUUAUAUGCCAGAUGCCAGAAGCAAACUGAGACAUGAAUGCUUACCAUGUCCUGAAGGGUCUUAUUCCAUAGGGGGUUAUGAGAAGUGUCAACCUUGGACCAACUGCAGCCUUCUUGGGAAAAGGACUCUUCGACCAGGGACGAAAACAGAUGAUGCUGUUUGCAGCAGCCAGAUCCCACAGGCAACUGCCUCUCAGAGUACAACACCUGCUUUGAACCUUUCCACCACACACCACAAGAAUAAUACAUCAACUGCAGUGUUCUCACCAUCCAGACCCAGCCUGAUUCCUUCCAUUUGUUUGGAUACAGACAGCCCCAUGGCGACUAACUGGGGGUCUGUAUCACUUAUCUUUAUUUGUCUGAUAUUGCUCAUGGUGAGUGGAAUGUCCAUCCUCCUGUUGAUUAUCCAAGCAGCCAAAAAGGAGACCAAGAGGAGGCCCCAUAGAAACAACCAUAAUGAAGAAAACAGCUGCCGACUUCCUAUCCAGGAAGAACAAAUUGACUUCAAUUCUAGUCUCAUCAAAAACUGACUCCACGUUCUGUUACCGUUUCCUGUGUUUCUGAGCUAAUGGAUUGUAGUAACACAUGAUGUGUCAGUGUUCUGUGGCUGGAUGUGGAGGGGAUGUCCUGUUUAGUUGUACUUUAGUUCCUCUGGGGCUCGUUGAGUGCCCGUUUGGUGUUAGGAGCCAUGGGAGUAGCUGUUCUUGGUGGAAUGAUGUGAUUCUUUCUCUUGGGCAGAUCCUGUGCACAGCAUCCCUGUUGCCAGGACUGAGUGGCUAUAGUCCUCUGUGCGUUUCUAGCCAGUUCUGUAUAUAAGGAUAGGGAAUUGUCUUGGAAUUGAAUAAAGUAUUGAGGAAGCUGUAAGAGCUGAUCCUUGAGCAGACAGAAAACAGGGAAAGCCAAAGACCUGCCUUAUAACUGAACUUGUAUCUUGUCUUACAGCUCUGAGAUGCUUAAGCAGAGCCUUCCUCUCUUUUCUCAGUACCGGUGUCUGCAGUGUUUCAGUUGUUUCCCAAAUGAACUUCCCUUACAUUAGGUGAAGAAUCUCCCCUGAUGAACCUAGCCAGCUUCCUUUUUGCUUCCAUUUCUUCAGGUUAUUUCUUCUUGGUCUAGUGGAGUAGCACCACAAUCCUGGUGCUAGCUGUUGAGUGACUAUCGAGAGAUGGCUGCUCAAUGCCACUUCUUUCUUCCCUGCAUUUCUUCAAACACCCACUGAGAAAAUGUCAUGUUAACAUAUUGAGCAGCAUCCCUGCUGUCCUCCCAACAAAUGGAAUUACUCAUGAUCACCAAGUAUAUCCAGAUCUCCAAGUGUUUGGAAAUCUCCAUGGAAAUCUUCAUGUGUGUAUAAAGUAGAAUAUGUGGAUCGCCAGAAGGCAAAGGGAAUGGUAAUUUUUGAUGAGAACAUUAGUAGUGGAAACGUGUUCAAAAUAGGAGGAAAGGCGGAGUACUCAUUGAAUACAGGUAUUUUAUAUACACAGGACCAAAGCAUAUGCCAAAAUAUGCAGCAGAAAAUGUAUUCAAGAAUACAACUGGUGUCUACAAACAUGUUGUUAAACAUAUGUAUUCUUAUAUGUUAUACAUAUGGUAUACUUAGCAAUGAUUUCCUAUUUUGAAGUGCAUAUACAAUGUAUAUAAACAUUUGUAUUAUAUACAAAGUGUGAUAGUGACUUCUUGAAAUAAAUGGUAGUACCAGCU
Molecule: messenger RNA, 2802 nt
Organism: Pezoporus occidentalis (night parrot)
Lineage: Eukaryota; Metazoa; Chordata; Aves; Psittaciformes; Psittacidae
Gene: TNFRSF4
Product: TNF receptor superfamily member 4
Exons: 7
Coding region: 903-1637 (244 amino acids)
Biological process (GO): inflammatory response
Molecular function (GO): tumor necrosis factor receptor activity; protein binding
Source: RefSeq, a predicted model, not a curated record